This is a messenger RNA of Trypanosoma cruzi, 1188 nucleotides long. RefSeq names its product mucin-associated surface protein (MASP), putative. The transcript has a single exon. The record is from RefSeq and is a predicted model, not a curated record. Lineage: Eukaryota; Euglenozoa; Kinetoplastea; Trypanosomatida; Trypanosomatidae. The coding region runs from base 1 to 1188 and encodes 395 amino acids.
AUGAUGGCGAUGAUGAUGACUGGCCGUGUGCUGCUGGUGUGUGCCCUCUGCGUGCUGUGGUGCGGUGCUGCGGUGGUGGCGGCGGCCGAUACUGGCGGUGUCGAAAUGGAAGGGGCAGAAGGAUCCGAGAGUUUACCCUCUGGACCUUCCGACGGUGAUGAAGGUGGGAAACAGGAAUCAGAGGGUUCAGUCCGGCAAGUGUCCGACACCGCAAAUGAAUCGUUUGUUGCAGUAGAUGGAAAGAAUUCCAAACAGCAGGAUGGUGUAGUCACAACAACACCAACAAAACCUGAGAGAACGGACGGAGGAACGGAAACAGAAGAAAUUAAACGUAAAGAACAAAAAGAGAACCCUGAAAUUCCAAAUAAAGAUGACAAGACAACGCAAUUAACAUCGAGAUCAGAAGAAAAAGAAGAAACGGCUCCGUCACCAGAUGAAAAAGAAGAACCGCCAGCUGAACGAGGAAAAACACAAGGAGCUGCCCUACCAGGAGCAUCACCAGGAGUACCGUCACGAGCACAAAAUGAAAACUCAGCGGAAAAUUUAACUGCAACACCAGGAGAAGAAAGAGUCCUUCCUGAAGAUCAUUCCGACCAGUCACAAGGAGGCAAAACUCCAGCAGACGGAUUGGCAGCAGAAAUGUCAUCAAAGGAAAAAGGGAAAGCCCCAGAAGCACCACCAUCACCACUUGAAAAAAAUGAAAAACCAGAAGGAGAUUUAAAGGCAACAACAAAUACUGAAAAAAACAACCUUGAGAAUCUCGCGUCCGUGAAAAAAACAGAAAGUAUCCUGGAAGACAAGGAGGCAACAAGCAAUCUACAAAAAGAAGGCCUUGCAUCCACCACCGGCAACCAAGAGAGUGACCCAUCGGACGGUUAUGCCGAAUCGACACCAACAUCAAUCUCAGCUGCCAGUAAUGCUGCCAAAGAUGACGCUGACACGGAUACUGAUAAAGGGAUUCCGAAUAAUGAUUCAGCCGCUGGUGUUGCAGCAACAGAAGGAAGACACCAAGAUGAAAAUAAAGAAGACAAUAGGAAGGAAACAACACCACUCAGAUCUGCCGCUAUGAUAAAUGAAACAGCAACGGUUGGCGACAGUGACGGCAGCACCGUUGUCUCCCACACCACCUUCCCUCUUUUGCUUCUUUUUGUUGCGUGUGCGGCUGCUGCUGCGGUGGUGGCCGCGUGA